UGGUCACAGACCGGGCCGCGGGGGCGUUGACCCCCGGAACUCUCUCCAGGUAGUAAAUAAAGAUAUUAUUAUAUAAUUACCUCGGUCAGUCGGGGUCAAUACUGCGCGUUACAUCUGUGGCCCUUACAAACCCAACAAGGAAUAGCCAUAAUAUGCUUCACAUUGGAAAACUUUGCCUAUUGGGCUUGCUGACUCAAGUAAGAACAUCCAGUUCUCUACGUGAAGUUAGAAGUGCUGAUGUUGCUUCUCCAAGAAUAGCAAUUAUUGGUGGUGGUAUAGGAGGCACAUCAACAGCUUAUUUCUUAAAGGAGCUGUUUGGAGACAAUGCCAGCAUUGAUGUUUAUGAAUCUGAAAAGAUUGGAGGACGGCUGGCUACUAUCCCAAUAGCGGGAGAUGAUUAUGAGGUUGGAGGCACUGUUAUUCAUCCCAAGAAUCAGUAUAUGAUGGAUUUUGUAUCAAAAUUUGGACUACAAAAAAGACAGAGCUGUACAGGAAGUAUGGGGUUGUUCAAUGGUAAAGAAUAUGUGUUCCAAGAUAGCUCCUGGGAAAUUAUCACCCUGGCCAAACUCAUUUUGAGAUAUGGGUGGGAUGUCUAUCGUCUUCAUGAACUGACAGAGGAAAUGCUAACAAAGUUUAACAGGAUUUAUACUCUUCAAUCAGAAGGACAUGCAUAUCAUGAUGUGGCUUCCUUACUUUAUGCCAUGGAUCCAAAGUUCGUAGAGAUGACAAAGAAAUCUUCAGCAGUCUGGCUUAAAGAGUUAGGGUUCAGUGAUCUGAUCAUCAAUGAACUAGUUACGGCUGUUACUCAGUGUAAUUAUGGCCAGACUCCUAAUGUUCAUGCUUUUGUUGGAUCUGUAUCUGUUGCUGCUGCUGACCAAAACCUGUGGUCAGUGUUUGGGGGUAAUAAAAGAGUGGCAGAGGAACUACUGAAACACUCACAUGCUUCAUAUCUCAGACGUUUAGUGACCAGUGUUGCUCUUCAUAGUCAGGGACACUUUACAGUCACCUCAACUGAAACAGAUACACCAGUUAAAAGACUUUUCUCUGAAGGUAGUCCUACUGAAAUUCCCGAGAUGAACUCAUCCUAUGACCCUCGCACUCAAGACUAUGAUGUUGUUGUGAUUGCUACACCUCUUAAUAAAGAUAAAAGCAACAUCAAGUUGGUAAAUUUUACGAAGGACUUUGAUUUUCCAGGGCAUUUUGAAAGAAUUAUCUGUACAAUGGUACAAGGAGAAGUUAAUCCUGAAAGUCUUCUUCUAAUGCCGGAUGACCACAUCGAUGAAAUUUUAGUAACCAAUCCUGGACUUGCUUUCAAUUCUUUUGGAAAGCAGUGUCCUGCAUCUCUUUCUGUUAAUUCUCAAGAUUAUCCAGAUGUGUGGAAGAUAUUUUCUUCAGCACCUUUAGGAGAAGAUCAGUUGAAAAUAUUUUUUAAGGAACGUAACUCCACAGAUGUGAUCGAUUGGUUAGCAUAUCCUCAUUAUAACUCUGAUCAACAGUUGGGAAACUUUGAAUUGGUCCCAGGAUUUUAUUAUCUGAAUGCCAUUGAAUGGGCAGGAAGUGCCAUAGAGAUGAGCAUAAUUGGAGGAAAGAAUGUUGCACUUCUAGCUUACAAGUACUGGCUGCAAGAUCCAAAUGCAGCCAUGAACUCACUGUUAAAGGAUGAACUGUGAUAGAAGUUUGUGAAACAUUUUGUAAAUGAUAUGAGAAAUGGAUAUAUGCAAUGGUGUUCAUACUUUCUUUAAGACCAACAAGUAAAUACCAGUAUGUACAGCCUAGUAGUCAUGUGUUUACAAACAUGUAGUUUGCAUGAGAUAUCUUUUAAGUUCCAUUUUAGACAUGUGCUUCUAGUAAUAUUCCCUGGAAAAUUUGUUUGUAAAUUUUGAAGAGAAUCCAUAAAAGAAAAUGAAUCCUUAUAAUCCGUGACAAGUUGGAGAGGCACACAGAUUAACAUCAGAUUGUGAUAUUAAGUAACUGAUUGUAUAGUAGUUUUGUUGCUCUAAUAGGGGGUUAGUGUAAAAAAAAUCCAUUUAGUAGAUUAUUUAAUAAAGUUCUAAAUAUUUGGAUAUUUGGACAUUGUGUUUUCCUUUGGAAAUACUGUGAAAUAGUAUUCAGUUAAUUAUAACAAAAUGCAAUACAUUGGCACUACUGAAGGUGGGUAAAUGGGAGGCAUUUAGUUCCAAUCCUAGGAAAGUAAGUGCAUAUUCAAUUUCUUGCAUCAAGAAUCCCUCAAUGGUGUCAAGGAACCUUCCUCGAGGGAGAAGGGUGUAUGUUAAAUUAUUAAAAAUUUAGACAAAUUU
This is a messenger RNA of Cherax quadricarinatus, 2297 nucleotides long. Its product is annotated as prenylcysteine oxidase 1. Gene Ontology annotation, molecular function: prenylcysteine oxidase activity. Lineage: Eukaryota; Metazoa; Arthropoda; Malacostraca; Decapoda; Parastacidae. Gene Ontology annotation, biological process: prenylcysteine catabolic process; prenylated protein catabolic process. The record is from RefSeq and is a predicted model, not a curated record.